This is a messenger RNA of Colletotrichum phormii, 600 nucleotides long. RefSeq lists its product as uncharacterized. The coding region runs from base 1 to 600 and encodes 199 amino acids. The transcript is spliced from 2 exons. The record is from RefSeq and is a predicted model, not a curated record. Lineage: Eukaryota; Fungi; Ascomycota; Sordariomycetes; Glomerellales; Glomerellaceae.
AUGGCUUCCGAUCCCAUGGAGCUCACGAUAGAGCCCAUCGUGGAUCUCACUAUGCAGCUAGUCGAGUUCAAAACGGGCAGCCAUAAUGACGGCAGCCUGUCGUCGUCGUCUGCCGCACCCCAGCCCAAGCGGUCUUGCCUCAAGAACAAAUCGACCGACCCCGACCAGAAAUACACUGGCAGUGAUUCCCCUGGCUACUUUUUCCAGGGCUCCUUGGAGCAGGAACUCGGCUACUUGCAAAAGUACUUUCGCAAAUGUCGCCACAUAGCACAGAUGGUGGCGUACAUCGAUCGAGUACGUGCAGAGGACGCCGAUGCCGAACUUGCCAGGACGGAUCAAAGCAACGGUAAAGACACGGACGUUCCCACGGGCAACCACAUCAUCACAAAGCCCACCGUUCAUUUCUCGGAGCCGCUGGAGAUGACAUACUACUGCUUCGAGCCUGAGGAGGCCAUGACCGAGUAUCCUGGCUACGUGACGUCCAACCGGCGCGCGUGGGCUGAGGUCUCGUUUGAGCCAGGCAAUGAGAUCAAGUUGGAUCGGUUCCGGAUGUGGUAUCGUUGUCGUAGGCGGAGGAAUGGCAUGUUCUAUUAUGGUUAG